CGCCAAAGUUGCUCAGGCCAUGCUUCGCCGGUCGUCGGCCGUUCACAACUAACCAUCAUGAAAGCUUCGUGGUAGUCUUCCUAGACGCUCGCAUUUAUUAGCAGCCUUACCCAACAGAGUGGCCAUGUUGACAGCAGAGCUGGUGCAGCAGCUGAAGCUGUCCACUACACACCAGCAGAAGAAGCUUUUUGGGGCCCUCCUAGAGGCUGAAGCCGUCACCAACAUGGAGGAGUUCAGGAAUGUCCCAGUGGCCAGCAGUGAAGUGCUUCUCUCUGGCCUUGUGGAGUUGCUGCGCUCUUCAAAGGAUGCCACUAUGCUGACCAGAGGAGCUGAUGUACUGGCAACUGUUGCACAGAACAAGAAUUUCAGCUCAAAUGUCAAGUGUUUGCAGCUGUGGCUGCGUGCAGCCAAGUGCCUGGUUGCCAAGGAGGAAGUCAGUGUGGAUGCACUUCGUGCCAUCAUCCAGUGCCUCAAUGUGCUGACGCCCGGCAGUGCCACCAUGUCCGACUGGUGCCAAGUGGGGCUGCAAUGCGUGCUGCACCCUGAAGUGCGCGCCGAGGCAUACGCUGCCCUCUGUGGUCAGCGCAAGGCUGCCCUGACGCCACCCCCGGGGCGUGGAUGCUCCUGCACAUGUGGCCAUUAG
This is a messenger RNA of Dermacentor silvarum, 643 nucleotides long. RefSeq lists its product as uncharacterized. NCBI's taxonomy places the organism in Eukaryota, Metazoa, Arthropoda, Arachnida, Ixodida, Ixodidae. The transcript is spliced from 6 exons. The coding region runs from base 125 to 643 and encodes 172 amino acids. The record is from RefSeq and is a predicted model, not a curated record.